CCGUACGUGCAGAAAGAGAGAGGAAGUACUAGUAUCUAGGGAGAAGAAGGAGAAGGGAAAAAGAUCCAAGAAGAGGGAGACCUUGCUCGCUCGAGAGAAAGAGAGAGAAGAGAGGAGGCCAGAGCAAGGAAGGAUGGGUCGCGGGAAGGUGGAGCUGAAGCGGAUCGAGAACAAGAUCAGCCGGCAGGUGACGUUCGCGAAGCGCCGGAACGGGCUGCUGAAGAAGGCGUACGAGCUGUCGGUGCUCUGCGACGCCGAGGUCGCCCUCAUCAUCUUCUCCAGCCGCGGCCGCCUCUUCGAGUUCUCGACCUCCUCAUGCAUGUACAAGACAUUGGAGCGAUACCGCAGCUGCAACUACUCAGCCGAAGCGUCAGCUCCAAUGGAGGCUGAAUUAAGCAAUUACCAGGAUUAUUUGAAGUUAAAGACAAGAGUUGAGUUCCUACAAACAACUCAGAGAAAUCUUCUUGGUGAGGACUUGGGUCCACUUAGCACGAAGGAGCUCGAGCAACUUGAGAACCAAAUUGAGAUAUCGCUCAAGCAUAUCAGAUCAUCAAAGAACCAGCAGCUGCUCGAUCAGCUCUUUGAGCUCAAGCUUAAGGAACAACAACUGCAAGAUGCUAACAAGGACUUAAGAAGGAAGAUCCAAGAAACUAGUGGAGAGAAUGUGCUGCGUACGGCUUGCCAGGACAUUGGGCUUAGUGGGUCUAGUGGCAAUGCUAACGAAGCUAACCAAGAACUCCUUCACCCUGCUGUUUGUGAUCCUUCCCUGCAUAUCGGGUAUCAAGCUUACAUGGACCACCUGAACAAUGAAUGAGUUGCUUAAGUAGUGCUCUAGUGGAGAUGUCUUUUAUAUGUUGGAUGCUAUGUAUUCUACAAAAUCCUCUAUAUUUAACCAUCGGUUCUAGCUUUGUACUACUAUAUAUACUAAAUUAAAAGCUCAUGUUUUAGACUCUUCA
Molecule: messenger RNA, 956 nt
Organism: Phragmites australis (common reed)
Lineage: Eukaryota; Viridiplantae; Streptophyta; Magnoliopsida; Poales; Poaceae
Product: MADS-box transcription factor 5-like
Exons: 8
Coding region: 134-814 (226 amino acids)
Biological process (GO): positive regulation of transcription by RNA polymerase II
Cellular component (GO): nucleus
Molecular function (GO): protein dimerization activity; DNA-binding transcription factor activity, RNA polymerase II-specific; RNA polymerase II cis-regulatory region sequence-specific DNA binding
Source: RefSeq, a predicted model, not a curated record